Molecule: messenger RNA, 677 nt
Organism: Penaeus monodon (black tiger shrimp)
Lineage: Eukaryota; Metazoa; Arthropoda; Malacostraca; Decapoda; Penaeidae
Product: DNA-directed RNA polymerase II subunit rpb1-like
Exons: 3
Coding region: 13-468 (151 amino acids)
Cellular component (GO): extracellular matrix
Source: RefSeq, a predicted model, not a curated record
UCCACUGCAAACAUGAUCUUUAAGGUAUCUGUGUUAGCCGCGCUCGCAGUGGCCGUCGCAGCCCGACCCGAGACUCCUUCCUACUCUCCUCCUACUCACGCAUCCCCUUCGUACUCGCCUCCCAGUCCAUCCUACAGCGCGCCCGUCCGCCCUUCUCCUUCCUACAAUGCUCCCGUCUAUGAAGAUGUUCCGCCCCAAUACAAUGCCCAGUAUAACGUAAACGAUGAAUAUUCUGGUAAUAACUAUGGGCAUCAGGAGGUCCGCGAUGGCUACAACACACAGGGAACGUACUACGUGCAGCUCCCCGACGGCCGUCUGCAGAAGGUCACCUAUUACGUCGAUAGCGAGUCUGGAUACGUGGCAGAGGUCACCUACGAAGGCGAGGCACAAUAUCCAGCUUACGAACCAUCUACGUCAUACCAACCCGCCCCAUCAUACCAACCUCCUUCAUCCCCAUCAUACGCCUAAAUUAUUAUCUUAUUUAUUGUACGAAUUAAACCUUGUAGUGACGAAAUAAGCGUUUGUUGGCCUAAAGCAGGUAUUCGUGUAAAUGCAUAAUAAUUGAAGAAAUGGUAAGCAAAUUCAAAUACUUUCAGUAUUAUAUCGUCACCUUGCGAUUGUACAAACGUAUAAACAUACCUUCACACUGAUAAGGAAGGUGUGUGAUGACAAAUGAA